AUGACAAAAAAUAGUGGUCACACCUCAGGUAUCUCCUUGGGGCAUGACAGUCACAACUCCACAAGCACGUGCAAAGACUUGCCCGACGACAGGCGCAUGGUUCUCUCGACCCGCUUGCUCAAGUCUCGUGUCGGUCGUGAGAGGCAGCGCUAUGACGAUCUUACGCGCCUAUUAGUCUGCAUUGUGGUCUCGCGUCGCAAAAUUGAUGCCAGUUAUGAGAUUUUACUCAUUUCGAGCUUUAAGCACCAAACACAAUGGAUCAUUCCAAAGGGCGGUUGGGAAAACGACGAGACUGUUAUAGAGAGUGCACUGCGCGAAGCCAAUGAGGAAGCUGGGGUAACGGGCGAAAUCGUGGCCUCAUUGGGCACGUUGAACUUUUACAGCCAUCGUGGUAAGCCAUGUCGCUUUUUUGGCUUUCAACUCGAGGUUACGCAGGUCUUUGAACAUUGGGCCGAAAGCACUCGUCAGCGUAAAUGGGUUACUUUCGAAGAAGCGUGUGAAUUGCUAGAAAGUCGGCCAGAGCUGGUUGAAAUGGUCGUGCGCGCUGCUAAUAAAAUUUGA
Molecule: messenger RNA, 561 nt
Organism: Plasmopara halstedii
Lineage: Eukaryota; Oomycota; Peronosporomycetes; Peronosporales; Peronosporaceae
Exons: 3
Coding region: 1-561 (186 amino acids)
Cellular component (GO): cytoplasm; nucleus
Molecular function (GO): pyrophosphatase activity
Source: RefSeq, a predicted model, not a curated record